Messenger RNA from Trichoderma atroviride IMI 206040, 1039 nucleotides. RefSeq lists its product as uncharacterized. The record is from RefSeq and is a predicted model, not a curated record. Lineage: Eukaryota; Fungi; Ascomycota; Sordariomycetes; Hypocreales; Hypocreaceae.
CAAUGCUGGACGAGGAAAGCCUCAACUACCCACUCUUUCGAGAUUGUCUCUCCACCACCAUCCUCCAGCCCGCAACGCCCGCGCCGGAGCCGAAGCGCAGGAGACGAGCCAAGGCGGGGCCGACGUCGCCGGUGCCGGCUGCGGUUGCGGUUGCGGAUCCGGAGCGGGACGCCCAGGAACUCGCCGACUUCAUCGACUACCUGGCCGACGGCAUCUUUCGGAACCUCCCGCAGGACCUGCAGGAUCUGGACCACCGCUCAUGGAGGGAAUCUGAAGCGCUGCAGGCGCAGUACUCCCUGCCCCUGACCGAGGAUAGCCUGUCAGAGCUCGUCCUGCCGGCGUCCAUCUGCGAGACGCUCGUCACUUACAACCUCGUCUCCUCAGACCCGUCUCAGCCUUCACAUCUCCCAUCCACGCCCGAGGCAUUUCUGCUCCCCAUACUCACCGCAUACCUCACCCCUCUCAUCGAACCCCCACCAGCUACGGCAUCUACUCGCACAGAAGCCUGCGAGCUUUGCGAGCGUUCUUGGAUCCCCUUGUCAUAUCACCACCUCAUUCCUCGCUUUGUGCACGAGAAAGCUGUCAAGCGCGGAUGGCACCGCAAGGAAGACCUGCAAAACGUGGCGUGGCUGUGUGGUGCUUGUCACAGAUUCGUACAUCGCUUUAGGAAUCAUGAAGACUUGGCGAGAUAUUAUUACACGGUUGAGCUGUUGUUAGAAGAAGAAGAGGUUCAAAAAUUUGCGGAGUGGGUUGGCAAGUUACGCUGGAAGGGUGGUAAGACAAGGAGUCGAAAGCAUUAGAAGUCACCUAGAGCUAUAACUUGGGAGAAUGCUCUGCGUCGCGCGUAUCCUACAGGCACGAUGAUUGAAUAUGAAGACGGGUUGUAUCGUGAUUUCAAGGGUAUCAAGUUUAUUCUUAAUCCGGGACGUUUUGUACAAAAUCCUGAUGAAAAACAAAAAAAUCGUAACAGUAUUGCUCAUAACAUACAUAUGCUGAUGAUGAGGAAAAAAGAGAGAUGAAUCGCAAAAAUUAGCCGAUU